Messenger RNA from Durio zibethinus, 1999 nucleotides. RefSeq names its product putative amino-acid acetyltransferase NAGS2, chloroplastic. NCBI's taxonomy places the organism in Eukaryota, Viridiplantae, Streptophyta, Magnoliopsida, Malvales, Malvaceae. Gene Ontology annotation, molecular function: L-glutamate N-acetyltransferase activity, acting on acetyl-CoA as donor. The record is from RefSeq and is a predicted model, not a curated record. Gene Ontology annotation, cellular component: cytoplasm. Gene Ontology annotation, biological process: L-arginine biosynthetic process.
UAACCGCUCGGCGGGGUGGCUUCUCCUUUGCUCCCUCUGCAACUAAAGAAGGCACGUGUCAUAACCAGACACUGUUUUUCUCAUUUUCUGAAAUGUAAGACGAAAAAGGCUUGCUACUUCCACCGUUCCACGCUCUAACCAAACUAUUCAGGGUUGCCACGAUGGCCGCUUCAUGCUCAACGGCUCGCGUCCCUCUCUUCUCUCUCGCCCAAGCCAAACUUUUUUCAUGCCGCCACGCCUUCGAAAACGACGUCCUAAGACUAAAAACAGAGCUGAAGUUCAGGACUCAUUUUCUUAAACCCGAAACCGUGUGCAAGCGAGGUGAUUCGUUUAAGCGCAAUGUGAUUAACGAAGAAGAUAGCGUGGAGGGGACUUAUAACUCCCUUGACGAUAAGCAGUUUGUGCGGUGGUUCCGUGAGGCUUGGCAUUACCUCUGGGCACACCGUGGCAGUACUUUCGUUGUUAUUAUUUCCGGCGAAAUCGUUGCUUCCCCCUUUUUGGACGCCAUUUUGAAUGAUAUUGCGUUUUUGCACCACCUAGGGAUCAGAUUUGUUAUUGUUCCUGGAACUCACGUGCAAAUCGACAAGCUUUUGGUCGAGAAAGGGCAUGAACCAAAGUAUGAUGGUAGAUAUAGAAUAACGGACUCGGAAUCUCUGGCUGCUGCAAUGGAAGCGGCAGGAGGGAUUCGUCUAAUGAUAGAGGCAAAACUUUCUCCUGGACCUUCCAUAUGUAAUAUUCGUCGACAUGGUGAUAGUAGCCGUUGGCACGACGUUGGUGUCAGCGUUGCUAGUGGUAACUUCCUUGCAGCCAAGAGAAGAGGAGUUGUCGAAGGUGUUGAUUAUGGAGCAACAGGUGAAGUAAAGAAAAUAGAUGUUGCUCGCAUGCGUGAGAGGCUUGAUGGUGGUUGUAUAGUAAUAUUAAGCAACCUGGGGUAUUCUAGCUCUGGAGAAGUUUUGAAUUGCAACACAUAUGAAGUUGCUACGGCUUGUGCAUUAGCUAUUGGAGCAGAUAAGCUUAUUUGCAUAAUAGAUGGUCCGAUUUUGGAUGAGAAUGGACGACUUAUUAAUUUCUUGCCUCUUCAAGAGGCAGAUAUGUUAAUCCGUCAACGGGCCAAGCAAAGUGAGAUAGCGGCUAAAUAUGUGAAAGUUGUUGGUGAAGAAGAUCUCACUUGCAUUGGAAAUAGUGAUUCUAUUGCAGUUGUACACACUUCACAGAAUGGGAAAGCUCUUAGUAAUACAUGUAAUCCAAUCUUUCAGAAUGGCAUUGGUUUUGAUAAUGGCAAUGGACUAUGGUCUGGAAAACAGGGCUUUGCUAUUGGAGGUCAGGAGCGGCUAAGUCAACAAAAUGGUUACCUUUCAGAGUUGGCUGCAGCAGCUUUUGUCUGCAGAGGUGGUGUACAAAGAGUUCAUUUGUUAGAUGGGACUAUUGGUGGGGUCUUAUUAUUGGAACUGUUCAAAAGAGACGGAAUGGGGACAAUGGUGGCCAGUGAUCUAUAUGAAGGAACUAGGAUGGCUAAGGUGACAGAUCUCGCUGGAAUCAAGCAAAUCAUUCAACCUUUAGAGGAGUCCGGCACAUUGGUUCGCAGGAGUGAUGAGGAGCUACUUAAGGCCAUAGAUUCAUUCCUUGUUAUGGAAAGGGAAGGUCAAAUCAUUGCUUGUGCUGCUCUUUUUCCGUUCUUCAAGGACAAGUGUGGGGAAGUUGCCUGUAUUGCAGUUUCUCCUGACUGCCGAGGACAAGGACAGGGAGAUAAACUGCUUGAUUACGUUGAGAAGAAGGCUUUCUUCCUUGGAUUAAGUAUGCUUUUCCUGCUUACAACUCGUACUGCUGAUUGGUUCGUUCGGCGCGGCUUCAGAGAAUGCAAUAUUGACAUGAUACCGUAUGAAAGGAGGAAAAAGAUUAAUCUAUCGCGUAAAUCCAAAUAUUACAUGAAGGAGUUGGUACCAGGUCGAAGUGGAAUUACUGCUGAUAGAGCGUUUAAAUGACCUUGCAACACAGCUAA